This is a messenger RNA of Hyposmocoma kahamanoa, 5482 nucleotides long. RefSeq lists its product as uncharacterized. Bases 81 to 4874 code for a protein of 1597 amino acids. The transcript is spliced from 17 exons. The record is from RefSeq and is a predicted model, not a curated record. Gene Ontology annotation, biological process: membrane protein ectodomain proteolysis. NCBI's taxonomy places the organism in Eukaryota, Metazoa, Arthropoda, Insecta, Lepidoptera, Cosmopterigidae. Gene Ontology annotation, molecular function: metalloendopeptidase activity.
UUUUUAGGACAUAAAACUUUAUUUUCAGUACAAAACAUGCCCGUUUGAUAGCUUGUAAGGAAUAUAAUAUAGUGUUAAGUAUGUCACAAACUAGUUUUCGUGUUACAAUGAAUCGGUGUCAUAGUGUUGUGUACCUUGUGUGUAUCCUUAUUUUAUUUGUGCUGACAAAGGACUGUGUUGAAGCCCACGGACUGAGAAACCCCGCCUCAGAGUUCAGCCGGCACAGUCUAGUCCGCCCUACUCUGCAUCAUGCAAGGACCAGGAGAGAGAUUACAACCACUCGGCAUACGGACGGCCACCACCCGGAGGUGACAAUGUCAGUAAACAUAGACGACGAAGACUACGUAUUGGACUUGCGGCUCAACGAAGACCUGGUGACGGAAGGCCAUAUUAUCCAGUACCAGGAGAACGGGAAGACUGUACAGAAGACGCCUAGUAGAGAGGAGUUGGAUAUAUGUCAGUAUUUAGGCACGGUGAGAGACAAGGAGAACUCAUGGGUGGCACUUUCAACCUGUCACGGCGUCAGAGGUGUUAUAUUUGAUGGAAAGAAGAUGAAGCACAUUGAGCCUGCGCAAGAUAACGAAAUAACAUCCCAGCACUACAUUUAUGAUCACGGAGAUCUGAAGCAGAAGUUCCAUUGCGGUUUUAGCAGCGGCGUGACCAAUAACACUAAUUACGACCCUUUGCUUUUAAGUAAAUAUGUCGCACAGAAUGAGAGGGAUAAGAGUAGGAUUAGUCGGUACAAACGAGACACAUCAGUAGAAACGAAAGUCCUGGGACCGUACAACGCGAACGAGAACUCUCGAUAUGUAGAGCUGGUACUGGUGGUUGAUCACAGAGAGUACCAGGCCAAUGGGGGAAGCUUGCGACUUGUUCACAGUCAGAUGAAAGACGUCGCCAAUAUUAUCAAUUCUGUAUACGCGCCCUUGAACAUCUUUAUAGCGCUAGUCGGCGUAGUGGUAUGGACAGAACGUGACGAGAUCCCGUUGGUGGAGAACGGUGACACCACGCUCAAUCACUUUCUCGAUUAUCGCAAAAUGAGACUGUUGGUCGAUAUACCCAAUGACAAUGCGCAUUUGCUCACUAACCAAAAAUUCUUAGAUGGCGUCGUGGGUAAAGCGUUGAAAGGUCCAAUAUGCACGUAUGAAUUUUCCGGCGGAGUAGCGACAAAUCAUUCUUCUGUUAUUGGUUUAGUCGCGACCACAAUCGCGCACGAGAUGGGUCACAAUUUCGGCAUGGAACACGAUUCUGAGAAGGAGUGCGUUUGUCCCGAUGAAAAAUGCAUAAUGAGCCCUUCGAGUACUUCUGUGGUUCCGAUUAAUUGGUCUUCGUGUAGUAAGAAGUCGUUGGCGCUCGCUUUUGAGCGGGGAAUGGAUUAUUGUUUACGAAACAAGCCAAAGCGUCUAUUUGAUUCACCGACAUGCGGCAACGGCUUCGUGGAAGAAGGCGAAGAGUGUGACUGCGGGAUGAUGGCGGACAAGAAACAAUGGAACGCGUGCCAAGGGUGUUGCGACGCAGACGCUUGCACGCUAAGACGAAAUGCUACUUGUGCUUCAGGCUUGUGUUGUGACCUUGAGACGUGUCGUCCUAAGUCAGCGGGUACGCUUUGUCGCUCGGCCUACAAAGAGUGCGAUCUGCCAGAGUUCUGCACGGGAUACUCUGAGUAUUGUCCCAACGAUGUUCAUAAGAUGGACACCGUUCCCUGCGGGAAAAAUCAGGAGACGUACUGCAUGCAUGGUUCCUGCCGCUCACGUACGGACCAGUGCCGGUUGCUAUGGGGCCCCACCGGCGAGGAGUCUCACGAGAAGUGUUACUACGGAAACAACAUUAAGGGUAACCAAACCGGCAACUGCGGCUACGAUCGCAUGCGGCAAAUAUACAGGAAGUGCUCCCCCGAAGACGCUAUGUGCGGCAUGCUGCACUGCAGACAUCUCAACGAGAGACUAGAGUUCGGAAUGGAGAACGUCGCUACUCUAUCGGCCGUAUUUAUCAACAACAAUGGUAAAACUUCUUAUGAAAUUUGUGGUGGUACGAUAAUUCCCUGCCGAACAGCUUUGAUAGACCUAGGCCUGGGCGAUAUCGAUCCAGGGCUAGUUCCGGAUGGGGCCAAGUGUGGAGAUCAUAAGAUGUGCUACAAACAGCGCUGCGUGCCAAUAAAACAAGUGCGCGACAGCAUAGCCGCUAUGGAGAAUUCUGAAUGCCCAUCUGAUUGCAGCGGCCACGGCGUUUGUAACUCCAAAGGACAUUGCCACUGCGACGUGGGUUUUUCUCCUCCGUCGUGCGAGUUGCCCGGCCCUGGCGGAUCCUUCGACUCUGGUCCAGCAACUGAUCCUAGCGUGCAAAGGAACUUCAUGAUAACGAUGUACAUAAUAUUCCUCGGGAUUAUACCAUCAAUUCUUCUCAUCAUGUUCCUGUUGUACUACUCGCGCCACAACGUUCUACCAUUCUGGAAACGACCAAGAAAAUCAGUCCAAUCACCUAAAAAGGCAAGUAUACCUCGACGCCUGUCCCGCAGUGCAAGUAAAUUUGCCGCUAACUUCCAAAAUAACUCUCAAGGUAACCCUCCACCUGUUAACGUUCACACUCUUUCCAACCCUGAUGACAUGAGCUCAAGCCUCCUUCGAAGCGAUUCUGAACAUAGUCCAUCAGGCAACAUCAACCCUUCAACCAAUUUCUUCGGAAACUUUAAAGGCUUCUCCUUAACUCCUGUUGAAAAAUCGCAACAGCAAAAAGAGGAUGGAGCACCUGUUAUUGACAAAAAUGCCGUCAAGACUAUCGCAGAUAGUAUAGCAAGCAAAAGCGCAAAAAUAACUCCAGUACAUAGAAGUAGUAGUAACGCUCAAACUGUUAUUAGUCAAGGAGCUCUGAAACCUGUUUUGAGGUCAGCACCUCCGUUGCCUGUCGUACCUAAGACAUCUAAAGUGAGUCCAAGAUCAAGCCCUUCAGUCAAAAGAACUAAUAGCACCGUUCAAGACAGAAUUAAAGCGUUUAUGAACACGGAAAAGGCUGAAAAUUUACCACCUAUUAUUGCCAAUCCACCUCCAAGACCAGUCAUAUCGAGUCCUAUUCUCGAAGCUUCCACAUGCACUGCUAAAGAAUUGAUAUCACCUUUGCAAGGUUCCAAAACUCUUGGCCCAAUAAGACCUGCUCCAACUGUGCCGUCAGAUUCGCCCGACAUGCCAAAACGGCCUCUAAGUAUGCAUUCUGCUGGUAAUUUUCCCCAAAAACCAUUGCCUGAAGAACCUAAGAAAGUGAAAGAAGGCAUCUCAUUAAACAGAAUAGCUUCGUUUUUAAAACAGGAGAAACCAAAGGAAAAGGCACGUAAUCCCGUAGAAAGAAGCCACUCUUUACCGAAAAAUCCAAUUCAUCAAGUAAAGAUUCCAAAAACUGACAAAGGAGGCUUAAGAAAUUUGCCAAUCUCAAACCCGAUUUUGCAAAAACAAAUCGAAUUACCGGUUAACACAGUGCCUGUUGUUUCUGAUUCGGAAGACGGAGAUGAAACUAAGUCUUUUGUGAAUAGAGCUCAAAGUAUGAGAGCACCUACAACACAAAAGCCUGUGUUACAAAGUUUUGCUUCCAUGAGACAGGCCCCUGGAGUUCCGAGACCAGUUUCAGUAGUAGGAAGACCGACUGCUCCUCCACCACCGUUACCCAACGAUACACCAGUCUAUCAACACCCAAAACCGCUAUCUGAAAUUAAAUCUUCAGACUAUGUUGACUGUAUUGAAGAAAAGCAAGCUCCAUUAGCGCACAUAGAUGAAGAGUCUAGUGAUAAUAUUUACGCAAUUAUUGAAGAAAGCCCACAAAAGGUUUCAAAACCCUUACCUGGUGAAACUCAACCGUUAAAGACUAUCCACCAAUCGACUCCCGAAGGCUACAAUACUCCUAAACCUCUUUCUUUAACUUCUGGAAGUACGGAAAGCGUGGGUUUAUUAGGAGAGAUUGUAAAUGAGAUACAGAAUCGAAACUUCGACUCUAUUUAUUCGACAUCAACGCUUGCUAGAAAGAAAAAAGCUAUGGCUGAAAAUCGGGACAGCACUUAUAUGAAUGCGGAUCAUUAUAGAACUCCAGAAAGUGUUUAUAGUAACACUGGAGCGAAAUCCAAUGUCUCUACGACUAGCAGUGGCUAUUUACACCCUUCUGCUGUAAAUGUUCCUACUUACCUGAAUAAGCCAGACAAUGUGAAACAAGAAGAGAAGACACCGCCGUCGCCUACUGCCAAAGCCAAUACUAAAAUCCCUACUAUGAACAAGCAAGUUACGCCUCCCCUGAUAAAUAGACAAAUAACUCCACCAGGUCUGAAAACGACUACUUUUAGAAAUGUACCGCAGUCACCGAAAAAUACACCUAAAAAUGUGAAUAUAACACCUAAACUAGCUAACAGCCCCGAUGUAGUUUCGAGCUGUGCUGUUGAAACUAAAAACGUGAAACCUCCAGAUGUGAUAAAUAACAAUAAAGUCAACGAUGCGCCGAAAGUGGCAACUAAACCUAACAUAACAAACAAACUUAGUGAUAAUAGACCUCCGUUAAGACCCGCUCCUGCAGUUGAGAAAAAACCAAGUUUAAAAGUAACAACAUCCAUAAAACCAGUUACAAAUUCGAACACAAGUCUGAACAAAGUAACAGAUAAAACAUCAGCCUUAAAAAGUACCAAUUCGAAAACAGACAGUAAUGUUAAAGCUAUAGCUGAUAAUUUAAAUAAGAACAAACCGAAAGUGGUACCGAAACCUAGUGCGAUUGUACAAAGAACUGAUUCAAAUGUGAAAUCGAUUGGAGCAAAAUUAACGUCGAAACCUUCCAAUGUUGCAAGUUUACAGCAAAAGUUUGAAAAUAGGAAAUCCAUUGGUAAAGAAAUAAGUACGACGAAAAAAUAGUACACUGCCUCGAACAUAAUGAAAAUUACGAGUUUUAGGAGACUAUUCUUUCAUUCAAAGAUAAAAAAUCGUAUUCGACUCUCACACUAAUAUUUGUGUUAGCUCGAGAGAAAUAUUUGAAAAUGAAUACCUGGUAGUUGUAAUUAGAAGAAGAUGAUACACAUAUUUCUAGUCGAUAAUAUAUGACAGUAUAACAAAUAUAUUAUAGGAUUUUCCCCUUCCUUUCCUUGCAGAUUAUAGACCAUUUUUCCCAUUGUCCGAAAAUCAUAUUGACGGUUGUAAGGAACAAGAGGCUAGACGACAUUUUUGAAAUGAUCAGGGAGCGUUUUAAAGUUUGCAAAUUCAGGAAUUAAAUCAUUAAAAAAUCGCCAAUGUAGCCAACUUUAAUCUACUGUUUUAGAAGUAUUCGGAAUAUCCCGGCUGGUUCCGAAAUGUACUUAUAUAAAACACUUUUUCGACUUAGGUAUCGCUAACCCUUUUAACCUUCCAACCGUUGCUAAAGACAAUUUAACUGAUUUUUUUGGAAAUAAAAGAUUUUUUACACAAACGAUAUUAAUAUAUUUAAAGAUUACUAGACAAUGCCAAAAAAAAAAAACAAAUCCGAACCA